GGGCUCGCGUUUGGCAGGUUUGUGGCUGAGAAUAUGCUAAACGCUCUGUCAUUGGCUGCUUCCGAGUAAACAGUGCUUUGGCAUAGCAAUUGAUAUCCUACAGCUGGAAGGUAGUGUUUGUCACACAAAGUGAGAGGGCUUAGAAAGUGAACGAAAGCUUAAUGUAGGGUCUCAAAAGGAGGGAUACCGAGGUUGUUUAUUUUUUUAAAGAGAGGUAUAGACCAAAGCUAAACUAUUAGAUUGCCAAAAUGCUUUGCCAUGUUACCCGUCCGGAUUCGGUGGUUAUGGAAGUGGAAGUUGAUACCAAGGCGAAUGGUGAAGACUGUCUGAAUAAGGUGUGUAGGAAGUUGGGAAUCCUAGAGGUGGACUACUUUGGACUGCAGUUCUCAGGCAAUAAAGGAGAGAACCUGUGGCUCAACCUCAGGAACAGAAUCUGUCAGCAGGUGGACAAUCUGACUCCCUGCCGACUCCGGCUUCGAGUCAAGUUCUUUGUGGGACCACAUCUCAUACUCCAGGAACAGACGAGACAUGUGUUCUUCAUGCAGGUCAAGGAGAACCUCCACAGCGGCCACCUGAGGAUGUGUUCGGAGCAGGCUGAGGAGCUGAGUGCCCUGCUGGCCCAAGCUGAGUUCAGAGACUACAACCAGAACACAGCCAAGUACUGGUACUCUGAGCUAUGUGGGAGCGAACCCUGCCCGGCAACAGUCAACAGUAUCAUCUCUAAGCACAAGGCGUUGGAGGGUCAGAGCCCGGGUUCGGUGGAGUACCAGGCCCUGCAGCUGGUGUCCAGCCUGGAGCACUACGGGGUGGAGUGGCACUGGGCCAGGGACGCAGAGGGACAGAGGCUGGCCAUAGGGGUUGGCCCUGAAGGUAUCGCUGUCUGUAAAGAGGACUUCAGCCUAGUCAACAGGAUCAGCUAUCCCAUAAUCCAAACAGCCACCCAGUCAGGGAAGAGUGUUUACCUGACGGUGACCAAGGAUACCAGCGAUAGUGUGGUUCUGCUAUUCAAGCUGAUCAGCAACCGGGCAGCAAGCGGACUGUACCGGGCCAUCACUGAGACACACGCCUUUUACAGGUGUGACACGGUGACCAGCGCGGUGAUGAUGCAGUACAGCCGUGACUUCAAGGGUCACCUGGCGUCUCUCUUCCUCAAUGAGAACAUCAACCUGGGCAAGAAGUACGUCUUUGACAUCCGACGCACCUCCAAGGAGGUCUACGACUACGCACGCCGGACGCUCUACAAUGCCGGAAUCAUGGCGGCGGUUGGCGAGACGACGCCAUCGGGGCUCAGUCCACUGCGUGGGCAGGAGGAGGGGCUGGGAGAGGACUGUGGGAGCUGUCAGCAGAGCAGGGCGCUGCUGGAGAGACUAGAGAAACUCAGAGAAGCUCUGCUGUGUAUGUUGUGCUGUGUGGAGGAGAUCGACUCAGCCUUCUGCCCCUGCGGACACAUGGUGUGCUGCCAGACCUGCGCCAACCAACUACAGUCGUGUCCGGUGUGUCGGUCGGAGGUGGAACACGUGCAGCAUGUCUACCUCCCCACCUGCACCAGUCUCCUGAACUUCACCACCACCACCUCUCACCAUGGCGACGACAGCCCCGGCCCCAUCCACAGAGCUAUGUGUGGUCUAGGACACACCUGCCACACCAAGGACAACUGCAACACCAACACCCGACACGACUCCAACAACAUCUACCACACAGAGACAUAGAACCACUUCACCACUCCCAGGCUGUGUACCAAAUGGCUCCCUGGCACUACAUGGGGAAUCGGGUGCAAUUUGGGAAGCAGCCCAGUCCAGUUCCAACAGCAUUGGGUUCUGUUGGGUUGUUUUCACCGUGCCACUCUCCCUGACGGUGGUAUUUUCUCCACUCCCCACUGUAAAUUAUAUGGAUUAUUUUUAAACCAAUGAUCGACUUGGGAUUUUUUUAAUACCUCCCCUCCCUUUUAGAUUUAGGUUUAUUGCGUAUUAUUUAGUUUUAAUCUCAUUUCAUCAGUUGAUCUGAUCUGAAUUAGUGGCGCUAUUUUGAUUUAUUUCACCAUUUUUGGUUGUGUUGUUUUUUUCUCCAUAUUUGGUCUACAGAACGUGGAUGAUGUAUUGGGCUCAUAACCUGCAGCGUUUGUACAAGACGAGGACAUUCUGUGUUCUAGGAGAGUACUAGGCAACCUGGACAUUCUGUGUUCUAGGAGAGUACUAGGCAACCUGGACAUUCUGUGUUCUAGGAGAGUACUAGACAACCUGGACAUUCUGUGUUCUAGGAGAGUACUAGGCAACCUGGACAUUCUUUGUUCUAGGAGAGUACUAGGCAACCUGGACAUUCUGUGUUCUAGGAGAGUACUAGGCAACCUGGACAUUCUGUGUUCUAGGAGAGUACUAGGCAACCUGGACAUUCUGUGUUCUAGGAGAGUACUAGGCAACCUGGACAUUCUGCGUUCUAGGAGAGUACUAGGCAACCUGGACAUUCUGUGUUCUAGGAGAGUACUAGGCAACCUGGACAUUCUGUGUUCUAGGAGAGUACUAGGCAACUUGGACAUUCUGUGUUCUAGGAGAGUACUAGGCAACCUGGACAUUCUGUGUUCUAGGAGAGUACUAGGCAACCUGGACAUUCUGUGUUCUAGGAGAGUACUAGGCAACCUGGACAUUCUGUGUUCUAGGAGAGUACUAGGCAACCUGGACAUUCUGUGUUCUAGGAGAGUACUAGGCAACCUGGACAUUCUGUGUUCUAGGAGAGUACUAGGCAACCUGGACAUUCUGUGUUCUAGGAGAGUACUAGGCAACCUGGACAUUCUGUGUUCUAGGAGAGUACUAGGCAACCUGGACAUUCUGUGUUCUAGGAGAGUACUAGGCAACGUAGUCAUUCAGUUUUAAACGUUUCUUUUAAGCUUUGAGAAUCUCAUUUCAUGUUUCUAAUGGAGGGAAAUGCAUUUCAUUUUUGUUGUUCGUUUCCUGUUAAGUUGUUUGUUUUCCAUGUAGUUCCUAUGGUUUCCAUGCCAACGAGAAGGUAUUUGAGGGGUAGGAAGCACAGCAUUCUGAUUUAGAGAUGGAAUGCAUCCCAAAUGACAUGCUAUUCCUUAUAUGUUGUGCACUACUUUGGGCUCUGGUCAAAAGUAGUGCACUAUAUAGGGAAUAGCAUGUCAUUUGGGAUGC
Messenger RNA from Oncorhynchus gorbuscha (pink salmon), 3146 nucleotides. Its product is annotated as E3 ubiquitin-protein ligase MYLIP-A-like. The transcript is spliced from 7 exons. Gene Ontology annotation, biological process: ubiquitin-dependent protein catabolic process. The coding region runs from base 249 to 1709 and encodes 486 amino acids. The record is from RefSeq and is a predicted model, not a curated record. Gene Ontology annotation, molecular function: ubiquitin-protein transferase activity. Lineage: Eukaryota; Metazoa; Chordata; Actinopteri; Salmoniformes; Salmonidae. Gene Ontology annotation, cellular component: cytoskeleton.